UGGAGGCGGGGCCCGAUGUAUUCCUGGGAAAGUUGCUCAGUGGCAUGGACUGACUUUGAGAGGGAGCUGGUUCAGAAGAGGACCUUCACCCGAUGGAUGAACCUGCAUCUGGAGAAGUGUGACCCCCCCAUCGAGGUCAACGACCUGUUCAGGGACAUUCAGGAUGGACACAUCCUCAUGGCCCUGCUGGAGGAGAUCUCCGGCUGCAAGCUGCUUCACGGGUUCAAGAGGUCCUCACAUCGCAUUUUCAGACUCAACAACAUCGCCAAGGUCCUGUCCUUCCUGGAGGAGAGGAAUGUGAAGCUGGUCAGUAUCGACGCAGCGGAUGUUGCUGAUGGAAACUCCUCCAUCAUCUUGGGACUCAUCUGGAACAUCAUCCUCUUCUUCCAGAUUAAGGAGCUCACGGGGAACAUCAGGAGCCAGUUCCCCUCCUCCUCCAGCCUGUCGUCCAUCCCCACCAGCUCUGACUCCGACACGUCCUGCAGCGCUCCGUCAGGCGAGAGGCAGGCGGCGGCGGCGGCCAUGCGCGAACACAGCAAGGCCAUCAAAACACUGCUGCAGUGGGUCCAGAAGCGAACACGCAAGUACGGUGUGGCUGUGCAUGACUUUGGGAAGAGCUGGACAAGUGGUCUGGCCUUCCUGGCUGUCAUUAAGUCCAUUGACCCCAGCCUGGUGGACAUGAGGAAGGCCCAUCUGAGGACCACCAAGGAGAAUCUGGAGGACAGCUUCAGGAUAGCCCACUACAGCCUGGGUAUCCACCGCCUUCUGGAACCUGAGGAUUUGACUAUCAAUGCACCAGAUGAACAAUCCAUCAUGACAUAUGUGUCUCAGUUCCUGAAGCACUUCCCUGGCAUAGAGGAGCCGGAGGAGCGCUGCCAGCCGAUCGAACGAAGUGUCUCCAUGGGCCGACUCAACUUCCGUGACAGUGACACCAACCUCAUAAGGAAUAGUGCGUACCGAAGCAGAGUGAAGGAGAGGUCCUACAUGUUCCAGAAGGUCUCUGCCCAAGCCCCACCCAAAAUCUUAAUUUCCUCUGUGUCAGAGGACAGGAGCGCCAUGUCACCCCCCUUCAGACCGCCUACAGCUCGCUCGUGGUCGGUUGAAGACAUCUUAGCAGAUUCCCCCCACAAGGAAGACAUCUCAAGCAGUAUGGUUGAAGAUCCCAAUGAAUCCACCAGUGAGGUCAACACAACUUGUAACUCCCCACAACCGCCUUACAGUCACUCUCCCACAGGCUCAUCGGUGCCCGAGUCCAUAAACACAGAGUCAGUUAUUGGCGACUCUGCAAUCGGCUCGCCAGACUCCUGGAUGGAGAGCGAGUUCGGGGUGAUGCCAGAGAAGUUUUGUGAAAGCCAAAGCGAGAGUUCUUUGUGUGACAGUGGAACGGCCUGGGAUGUGUACCGUGCCACCCCUGUGGAGAUCACUAAUCUAGAUGAAGGAUUUGUCCCUUCCAUGGAGGAUAGAGCAUCUGAUGAGCAGUCGAAUACUGAGUCCUACAUCGAUGAAGGGAUUUAUUCACUGAGCUCGUUGGAGAGCACCAAUGAGAGAAUACAUGGGCAUUCUGAGAAAAAGCAGGAUGAAGUUGUCAAAGUGAAAGAGGAAAACCUUGAGAAUAACAACCAGGAAAUGGUACUAGAACAGGAACCUGAUCAAAGCAUGGAUGAUAUUACGAAAGAAGUAGACUCUAUGGACAUGGAUACAAGUGAGAGCAGAGAGCAAGAACCUUCUUUUGGACUGUGUGAGGCAGAAGAACGGAUUCAUUCUGGUGUUGAACAUCUCCUAAAAACUGAUCAAUCUAAUCAGUCACAACUCAAGCAAACCCUUGUUGAAGAGAGCGCUCAUGGAGACCCGGAAUACUUCGAGAAAGCUGUGGACGUUAAUGGGAAUGCCAAUGACCAUGAAGAACAAAUCAAGGAUGCAACUGCAAGUCAGAAUGAGAGAAAUAACUCUGAGGAGAUUGAAGGGGAAACUGAAUGUCAGAAAAAAGAUAGUCCACAGGAGACAAGAGGAGAGCCAACCGAGGAGGCUGUUGUUUAUAAGGAAAGGGGUGUAGGAAAACAAGAAGAAAGUGAAGGAGUUCUAAGAGAGUACCCAGGUCCUCAAGAAAGCUUAAGCUCAGAGACUUUAGCAAACACACAUCCAUCCAACACAGAUGGAGUUUCAAAAACAAGUCUUGAGCCAAGCAGAGGCAGAGAUCGUGUUGGGGAAGAUGAGGAACAUCAAGCAGAGGGAACUGACGGAGAGGUCAACAGCCCUGAAUUGGAUUGUGAUUCCAAUGACAAUGUUGACAAAGACUCUGUUGAAAGUCCUUCCUGUCUGGUAUCAGAACAUGUUGAACCAACAGAAUCAGAACAAAAAAGGGUCAUAGAAAGUUUGGAUGAACAUGACAUCAGCGGAUCAUCAAAUUCAGUCAUAUGUGACAAUCAAACAGCCACAACACAGCAAAACACUUUAGAUACGGGUAGUGUUUCCACAAACAUGGACCUAUUUUAUACAGACUUUGAUAGAAAUUCCCAUGCAGAGGAUUUAAUCGGUGACUCUAUCGAACCCAUGGAUCUGUUCUACCCAGACAAAGAGGAGCCCAUGUUUACAGAGCUGCCGGAUGUUGAAAUGCAGAGUUGGCCUUCUGUGUUGAGUGUAUCUGCUCUCCAGCCAGCCCCAGCUUCAGAGACUGAUCCUGACCAGCUACUGGACCUGCUGGGUGAAGACUACAGGGAGAGAAUGGAUUCCAUACUAGAGGAUGAUGAGGAGACCAACCAGGAGGCUGAGAAAGAAUCUGAAUCCCAGGAAGCCUGUUCGUUGCCCGGGGAGCCAAUGGGAGGACGGAGGGGUGCUGAUGUUCCAGCAGGCGGCAGAGAUCUCAGUGAGGCUGAGCAGCAGAGCUCGGGCUCGGCCAGGGAAAACACAGAGCCUGUGAGGAGUGACAGUAGGAGCUCCAUCAGACAGGAUGAAAGCCAGAUCCCUCCAGUCCUCCGUCACAGAAAGGGGCCCCGCUUCACUGAGGCCAAGGACAAAGAGACAGCCAGGACUGCAGUGCCCGGAGCAGUGGACAACAGGGACUCUAGUUUGUGGUGCGGUGAGAACUCUGAGCUGUAUGUGCUGCUGCUGCUGCUCUGGCUGCUGCUCUACUGUUUCUUGCUGCUGCCUCAGAUGGACCUGAAGACCCUGCCCAGCCUGCUACUGAACCUGGACCACUGAAAACACACACACACACACACACACACACACAGCUCCACUGCCACUUUCCUGUUCAUUGCUCUGACUGUACUCCAGAUCAAGUGAAGGCGUUUAUGUAUUUCAAACUACUAAAGCUUUUUUAGAUUUUUGCUUUUGAGCUUCGAUGUGGCUUUAUUUAAUCUGUAUGACAAUGUGUUGGGGCCACUGCUAAGAAAUAAAGAUAUUGGACUUUUAAGAAUCAAUUAUAAAAUAAGUGGUAUACUUUUAAGAAAAAAAGAGUAAUAUUAUUAUAGAAGUUGUAUUUUCAUAAUAUUUCUACAAAAUAACAACGUUAUCUGUUCUUAAGUUUUUUCCUAUGAUGUUUUUUAAUUUGUUCUCCAAAAAUGUACAAUUAACUCAUAGAAUUAUGGCUUAAUUUAUGUAACCGUUUUUUCUCAAAAUGUAUAAAUAUUCUAGCCGUGGCCCUGAUGUUCUGUUUUAAAUACACUAGAGAACGUUUAUUGCGGACAUUGAAAGACAUUAUGACUGUACAGCACACUUUUUGUACAUAAAUAUAUUCUAUGGAUUUAUUGACGCACAGUUGCCUAAAUAUCUUAAUAGCCAUUUAAGAAGACUUUGGAAGUUACGUAACUUUUAUCAGAUAAUAAAACUGGACAUAGUGAAGCUAAAGCCAGAAAAUAAAAUCAAGCAUGUGGAUGAAACAGCUGGGCUUUCUGAGCUUAUGUAUCUGUUUUAUGUAAAGAUGAAUGAAGGGGGAUUAUGAUCUGUUGCACUUUUUAAUACAAACUGCCAAAGAUAGUGCGCAUUCAGAAAGUACACAACUCACCAUAGGAAUGGAAGUCUUGUUUAUAACACACAGAGGGUCUUCAUUUACUCUUGUACUAAAGCGUUGCCCAGCUCUAUAUUGCAUAACAGUUGAGGCGAAAUAUGUAUUUGUAAUAUUUUAUGAGAAAUAAAUGUUUCAUGUGAUGGAACGAUGCUUGUCGCAGCCUGUCGAUAGAAAGAGAAUGCUUUACAAUGAAAUAUCUUUCUAUAUGUUAUUUUUUAAUAUUGUCUGUAAUGAAGCACUAUGACAAAGUGG
Messenger RNA from Gymnodraco acuticeps, 4258 nucleotides. RefSeq names its product calmin (gene clmn). Gene Ontology annotation, molecular function: actin filament binding. The record is from RefSeq and is a predicted model, not a curated record. The transcript is spliced from 13 exons. Lineage: Eukaryota; Metazoa; Chordata; Actinopteri; Perciformes; Bathydraconidae. Gene Ontology annotation, cellular component: cytoplasm; meiotic nuclear membrane microtubule tethering complex; nuclear outer membrane. Bases 16 to 3198 code for a protein of 1060 amino acids. Gene Ontology annotation, biological process: nuclear migration.